This is a messenger RNA of Cyclopterus lumpus (lumpfish), 1454 nucleotides long. RefSeq names its product proteasomal ubiquitin receptor ADRM1-like. The transcript has 9 exons. The record is from RefSeq and is a predicted model, not a curated record. Bases 50 to 1195 code for a protein of 381 amino acids. Gene Ontology annotation, cellular component: nucleus; cytoplasm; proteasome regulatory particle, lid subcomplex. Lineage: Eukaryota; Metazoa; Chordata; Actinopteri; Perciformes; Cyclopteridae. Gene Ontology annotation, biological process: ubiquitin-dependent protein catabolic process. Gene Ontology annotation, molecular function: endopeptidase activator activity; ubiquitin binding; proteasome binding.
UGGACUAUACCACAGCACUACUACGGCUUGUUUACAAAGAGAUCUAAAGAUGUCGUCAGGUGCUCUCUUUCCAAGCUUGGUGAGCGGCUCUAGGGGAACCUCCAGCAAGUACUUGGUGGAGUUUCGUGCUGGGAAAAUGACCCUGAAAGGGAACGUAGUGACACCGGACAAACGCAAGGGCACUGUAUACAUCCAGCAGUCUGACGACUCCCUAAUUCACUUCUGCUGGAAGGAUAGGACGACUGGAAAUGUUGAUGAUGACCUGAUCAUCUUCCCAGAUGACUGUGAAUUCAAGAAGGUGAGCCAGUGCACCACUGGACGUGUCUUCGUGUUGAAGUUCAAGGCCGGAUCCAAAAGACUGUUUUUCUGGAUGCAGGAACCAAAGAUUGACAAGGAUGAUGAGUACUGUCGUAAAGUGAAUGAGUACCUGAACAACCCUCCCAUUCCCGGAGCGGCAGGAAGCGGAGGCGGCAGCGGUCACGAACUCUCUGCACUCGGAGGAGAGGGAGGUCUGCAAAACCUGCUGAGAAAUAUGAGCCACAACCAGCUGAUGCAGCUGAUCGGACCAACUGGAUUGGGAGGACUCGGAGGUUUGGGAGCUCUAGCAGGACCAGGACUUGCCAACUUGCUGGGCAGUGGAGGACCUGCCACAAGCAUCUCCUCAUCCAGCUCUCGUAGCCAGUCAGCAGCUGCCACUCCAUCAUCAGGCGCAGCCCCCAGACAGAGUUCCUCUCAGGCCCCCACCACCCCUGUGACUCCUGCUGCAACCGCUGUCUCCCCUACAAGUGUUGCUCCUUCCACUCCAGGUACAUUGGAUUUAGCAAGCGUUUGCACUCCGGAGAUGAUGGCUCCCAUCCUGACCAACGCUGAGGUCCAGCAGAGGCUUCUUCCCUUCCUCCCUAGUGGAGAAAGUUUACUGCAGAGCGCUGAUGAGAUCCAGAACACAAUUAACUCACCUCAGUUCCAACAAUCAACCCCAGUGACUGUUGCCUCCUUCCUCCAGUCCAUGAGUAUGUUCAGCAGUGCCCUGGCCUCCGGGCAGCUCGGCCCUCUCAUGAGUCAGUUUGGACUGCCGACAGAAGCUGUGGACGCCGCCAACAUAGGAGAUGUGGAGGCGUUUGCCAAAGCCAUGCAAGACAGUAAAGGAGACGCCAAGAAGAAGAAAGAGGACGACGAGGACAUGAGUCUGGAUUAAACCUCACUCUGCCGCAGUAGAAUCUGUGAUUUAAUUUACCGUGACAACCUUUUCUUAACCUAUCUCCCAUUUCAUGUUGUCUUCCACCUUACUAUACCAAAGACAACACUCUGCUCCUCACUCAGUGGGAACGGCAACAUUUAGCAGAGCUGUUUGACACUGCUACCUUUCUUUAUCAACAGCUCCGUUUUGUUCUAUUGACAAUUACUUUUACUCUGAAAGGUCAGUUUAUAAAAUUCAGGGAGGGUUGAGCCCAGGG